Molecule: messenger RNA, 4735 nt
Organism: Doryrhamphus excisus (bluestripe pipefish)
Lineage: Eukaryota; Metazoa; Chordata; Actinopteri; Syngnathiformes; Syngnathidae
Gene: osbpl1a
Product: oxysterol binding protein-like 1A
Cellular component (GO): perinuclear endoplasmic reticulum; plasma membrane; cytosol
Molecular function (GO): cholesterol binding; protein binding
Source: RefSeq, a predicted model, not a curated record
AGUGUGUGUGCAUGCGCGUGUGUGUUUUCGACAGGGCGCGACGUACAGUUUUAUUUGCGCAACAGUCACCCUGGCGUCGUCAUUAGGAGCUGUGGGAGGGCGAUAUGGAGCACCAGGCGAGGACCGAUACAUGGUUUGUGUUAUAGCAGCUUGGUGGGGUUGAAGAGGGAGGUCAAAGCAUCCCAUACAGAGCCUCCCAUGGAAGAGCUGGAGCCAGAAGAGCAGUUCCUGCGCUGCUCGAGGAAUGGUGAUCUAGCCAGCAUUCAGCUGCUCCUUCUGUCCAAAAUCAGGGGGGAUAUGCAGUUUGACCUCAACUGUAAAGGUAAGAGUAAGUCUAACUUGGGAUGGACACCUCUUCACUUAGCCUCCUACUUCGGACACACUAGUGUAGUGGAGGAGUUACUGAAGGCAGGAGCAGAAGUCAACUUGCCAAACAACAUUGGUGAUACUCCUCUGCACAAAGCUGCCUUCACAGGAAGAAAGGUAACUGAACAUGUCAUCAAGCUGCUCUUCGUCUGCUCUGUGUGUGUGUUUGCAUGUAUUCACCCACUGAGUCAAUCAAGGCAUUCACAUAUUGAUCAGGAGGUUGUCAUGCUGCUGUUGCACUAUGAUGCAUGCCCUACUGUCAUCAAUGGGACAGCUCAGAUUCCCAAAGAUGUCACUCAAAGUGCAGAGAUCAGAAGCAUGCUAGAAGCGGCUGAGAGGACAGAGGAGAGGAAACAAGAAGAGAAACUUCUAGAAGCUGCACGAGAAGGAGAUAUAUUAACUCUAACUCAGCUGCUGAACAAGAAGAAAGCGCCCGACAUCCAGUGCACAGACCUGCUGGGUAACACUCCACUGCACUGUGCAGCCUAUCGAGGCCAGAAGCAGUGUGCCGCCAAGCUGCUGAGGGGUGGCGCUUGUCCCAGUGUCCAGAACAAGAAUGGCCAGACCGCGUUGGACCUGGCCAGCGAUGGCGCCAUGAAGCAGCUGCUGGAGGGCGACUUUCACCGGGGGAUGAGCCGUCACGUUAAGAAGUUUGAGGGACUCCUAUGGAAGAGCUCCAGAUUUUUGGGCUGGCGCUCCUACUGGGUCGUCUUGCAGGAUGGGGUUUUGUCUUGGUACUCGAAACAGUCUGAUGCGGCUGCCAAUGUCAGACGACAAGGCUGCAAGUCGCUCACUCAUGCUCACUGUCUGAUCCGAGCCAAAGAUAACUGCAUCUUCACCCUAAAGUGCUUCGAUGACAGCGUCCAUUACUUCAAAGUAUCACCUAAAAUUGAGCCCGACGUGACAAGAAAAGCUUGGCUGGACGCUGUGGAGGAGCACUCAGCCUUCAGCACUUACUACUGCUCCCAGGAGCAAGGGAGCGAGGAGGAGGAGGAGGAGGAGGAGGAAGGCUUUUCAUUGGGGCAGCUAGCAGACUCACUGCAGGCUGCGGAGGCAAGCCACAAGAGGCUGGAUCAGGAAGUGUCAGUUUUACUGUCCAUGAUGAAGGGCGACGGCGGCCUGGAAGAAAGGCUUCUGUCCACCAUAUUGCAGAAAGUUCAGGAAAUCUGCAAGCUAUCAAGCGAGACCAGUUCCAACCUUAGCGUCUGUCUUGGACUCUUCUCCAAACAGAAUGUGGUGCGUAGCAUGAAAUUGGAGCUGGAGGUAGAGAAGAAUAAGAUCCUCUCCGAAGCACUGCAGACGCUGGCCACCGAGCACCACGAGUUGGAGCAGUCCGUCGUCAAGGGUUCGUCACAACGAAGCGUACUCAGCGACGAUGAAUUUCACGAUGCCGUUUCUGGGUCAGACUCAGAGCUCUCCUUGAGCGGCUUCGAGACGGUAGCCAGCCACUCCUGGGAGGACGAGGAAGGCUCCGUCAUGUUUAGCAGCCAUUGCAGCAACAACCCCGACAGCAUGUCGCAUGGAGAUCACCAUGGCAACAAGAACGAGACUCAACCCAACGGGAUCACCAAGUAUAGGAGCAGCCUACCUGCACCAAUGUUUUCAAGAAAUGACUUCAGCAUUUGGAGCAUACUACGAAACUGCAUCGGAAUGGAACUUUCCAAAAUCACCAUGCCGGUGAUUUUCAAUGAGCCGCUCAGCUUCCUGCAGCGUCUGACCGAGUACAUGGAGCACACGUACCUCAUCCACCAGGCCAACACCUCCUCUGACUCCAUUGACAGGAUGAAGUGCGUAGCAGCCUUCGCCGUGUCUGCUGUGGCGUCCCAGUGGGAGAGGACGGGCAAGCCCUUCAACCCACUGCUGGGAGAAACCUAUGAACUGAUCAGGGAGGAUCUGGGCUUCCGGCUCAUAUCGGAGCAAGUCAGCCACCAUCCUCCUGUUAGCGCCUUUCAUGCCGAGGGCCUCCAGCAUGACUUUGUAUUCCAUGGGUCCAUCUACCCAAAACUCAAGUUUUGGGGCAAGAGUGUGGAAGCUGAGCCUAAAGGAGUCAUCACCCUGGAGCUGCCCAAGCAUAAUGAAGCGUACACAUGGACCAAUCCUACUUGCUGUGUUCACAACAUCAUUGUGGGCCAGCUGUGGAUUGAGCAGUAUGGAAGUGUGGAGUUGAUAAAUCACAGAACCGGGGAAAAAUGUUGCCUGAAUUUCAAACCAUGUGGCCUUUUUGGCAAAGAACUGCACAAGGUUGAAGGGUACAUCCUGGAUAAAAGCAAAAAGAAGCUGUGUGCACUCUAUGGAAAGUGGACCGAGUGCCUGUAUGUGGUCGAUCCCGCCGCCAUGGAGGCUCACAGGAAGAACGACAGGAAAGGAGCAGAGGGCAAAAACAAAAAGAGUUCCGGUGAGGACGUUCCGUCUCCAGCUUGUGACAGCGUGGAGGUGAUUCCUGGCAGCCAGCUACUGUGGAGGAUUGCCCCCAGGCCGGCCACCUCAGCCCAGAUGUAUAGCUUCACAUCAUUCGCCAUGCAGCUGAACGAACUGCACACGGACAUGGAAAGCGUCAUUCCUCACACCGACAGCAGGAGGAGGCCCGACAUUCGAGCCAUGGAGAACGGGGACAUCGACCUCGCCAGUGAGGAGAAAAAGAGACUGGAGGAGAAGCAGAGGGCCGCUCGCAAGAAUCGCUCCAAAUUGAACGAAGAGUGGAAGACAAGGAGUCCCGCACUUGGCCCGAGGUGGUUUCAGCAGGGCUCCAACCCUCACACCAGAUCCCAGGACUGGCUCUUUACUGGUGGAUACUGGGACAGGGAGUACGCUCAUCUACCAGACAUUUACUAGCAAACAUCAUAGCCUCCAUUUUACUCACCAGAAUAAUAUGCAAACUUUUAACUGUGGCCUUUAAUUACUUUUCAUUUACUGUGAAAACAAAUGUUCAUAAUGAACUUUUAGCUCACUCUGUGUGUUUGUAUGUUUUAGCAUGCUUCUUUCCCAUUUUAAAUAUUCUUAGUUUUUUUUGUCUGUAUAUUAGCACACAUUGAGCCACCAACAACAGAAAAAAUCCUGCAAAUCACAUCUUUUCCUAGAUGGGUAGGUCAAUUACACAUCAAUGUCACAUCAGGCUCAGCACGCCCCCUCAUGGACGGAAGUAAAAGUGCAGCUCAAAGCACAUUUUGUGGUUUUAGUUGUAGAACUGCAGUGCAUCAUAUUUCAUCCCUCUGAUUUAUGCUGAAACUAUAUUAGAAACACCUACCAAUAUUAUGCAGUGCGGUUCAUCAAGUACAACCACAAACAAAAUAAUAAAUAACAAUAGUCCGCCUCUCACCCGACAGCUGGGAUAGGCUCCAGCGCACCCGUGACUCACGUGAGGAUAAGCAGUAGAAAAUGAGUGAAUGAAAGAAUGUAUUACUAUUGUUAUGAUUGCAGAUAGUGUCUGUAUAUUGAUUACAGAGAACAUUGUUUUUAUUGCAAAAGAAAGUGGACUUUUUAAACAACACACACAAUUGUUGAAUCAAUUCAGAACUAGUAUAACUAGUAGUAGUAGAACACUGACUACACAUCCUCCUCAUGGUGCAGGGCAUCUGUUGAUAUUAACAUGGCCGACCACCCUCGCCCUCGUCUCAAAUGCAACACGCCUGCCGUUAAGCGCCACAUUUCGCAAGCAGCCCACAAAUGGCGUUGUUGUCACAGAGGCACAAUCAGCCUGUUGGGUGCCUGAAACAAACAUACAAAAAUGUAAGAAAGUAUAUAUUUUUUUGUCUUUGUGAGACACCAUAGCAUAGGAAUGUUGUGAUACCUCCAAUGUAAAGGGCAUCCAGUAUUGAGGAGUUGGAGGUGGACACUUCAGGUACGGCCUUCUUUUUCGAUGUGGAGUCCACCGUUAGCUGGAUAACUCGUUUGUGUUUGGAAACUGAGUGCAAAGAGGAAAUGACAUAUGUAAUUGUAAUUAUUUACAGAUUGAAGUCAUUUAAUGUAUGUGACCUUGACCUCUUCUCCUGCCAGUUAUUAAUGAUAACCACCAAUAUUAACAUGGUGAGAGCUUUAUUUCACUUCUUGAUGGAAAAUACUCAAAUCUUUGUAAUAAAGUUAAUAACAAAGUGGAACCUUGAAAGUCAAAAGUCUGAAUUCUUGACAAUUUGGAAUUUUACCAAAAUGUGAGAAAACAGCCAUACCCCGCUGUGGCGACAUUGAGCAUAAAAGACCAAUGCAAAACGAAGAUACUUCAAGAUCCUCCAAACCCAGCCUGUAAGUACACAUUUUAUAUAUAUAUUCCCUAUAAAGCAGUUAACUUAUUUUUACACUUGAAAUGAAACACCAUUACACAUCACCAAAGGGUGACUCGUUAAAUUUUGGUUGAUAGCGAUAUUAAAUGCUACUA